CUGCCCCGUCACUGAUCACGAGAGUGCGGUACCGGUCCGCUCAAGCAUCAGAGCGAUUCGCGGACCUCUGAUAAUAUUCAACUAUUGAAAACGCUGAACAGCGAGCAGCGCCUCCGUGACUGAUAUCGAUAUCUGUGAUUGAUCGGAACGGUGCAGGUGAUGGAGAUUCGGAUCGGCUUCAUCUGCUCGGUUCUUCUGCUUCACUGCGUCCACGGAACCCGUGCAGCCGUCUGCAGCCAGGAGCAGUUCAGGUGUGCAAACGGGAAGUGCAUCACCAGCCGCUGGGUUUGUGACGAGACGGACGACUGCGGCGACGGGAGCGACGAGCUGCCAGAGUCCUGCAGCCAGAAGACGUGUUCGUCGGGUCAGUUCAGCUGCGGCGGGCGUCUCAAUCAGUGCGUGUCCACCAGGUGGCGCUGCGACGGGAAGUCUGACUGCGAGAACGGCGCAGACGAGCAGGGCUGCGUCCUGAAGAACUGCACGGACGAGGAGUUCCACUGCCGCAGCGGUCAGUGCGUGUCGCUGUCGUUCGUGUGCGACUCUGACUCUGACUGCGACGACGGCAGCGACGAGGCGUCCUGUCCCGCGCCCACCUGCGGCCCCGGCUCCUUCCAGUGCAAUAACUCUGUGUGCGUGCCGCGGCUCUGGGCCUGUGACGGGGACACCGACUGCGCAGACGGCUCUGACGAGUGGCUGCAGAACUGCACAGGUGGCACAGGUCAGCAGCCGCAGACGGUCUGCCGCGAUCACGAGCUCCUGUGCUCCAGCGGCGAGUGUGUCCACGGCAGCUGGAGGUGUGACGGAGGCACUGACUGCGCAGACGGCUCAGACGAGCACAACUGCACCGCGCUCACCUGCCGUCCGGAUGAGUUCCUGUGUAACGACGGCAGCUGUGUCCCGGGAAUACGGCAGUGUGACGGGAAUCCUGACUGCCGGGAUCACAGCGAUGAGACGGACUGCGUCACCGUGCACGCGUGUGCCGGACCGAGCCGGUUUAAGUGCGGCAGCGGCGAGUGCAUCAGCGCAGACAGUGUGUGUGACGGUCAGAGAGACUGCCGCGACUGGUCAGACGAGCCUCUCAAAGACUGCAACACUAACGAGUGCCUCACUAACAACGGCGGCUGUUCCCACACCUGCAGCGACCUGAAGAUGGGAUACGAGUGUGUGUGUCCGGCCGGAUUCCACCUGAUCAACCGCACACACUGUGAAGACGUGGACGAGUGUGCAGACGCAGACAGAUGCACUCAGAUCUGCAUAAACCUGCCGGGCAGCUUCAGGUGUGACUGUAAAGAUGGGUUUGAGCUGGAUCACAUGACCAAAGACUGCAAAGCGGUAACAGGAUCCGGUGCGUUCCUGCUCUUCAGCACGCGGCACGAGGUCAGGAAGAUGGCGCUGGGCAGCCGGACAUACACGGCGCUGAUCCGCCAGCAGAAGAACGUGGUGGCGCUGGACGUGGAUGUUCACAGCGACAGGAUCUUCUGGUCUGACGUGAGUCUGAAGAAGAUCUACAGCGCCGCGGCCGCUGACCCCGCCCACCACAGCACUGUGAUUGACAGCCGGAUCUCCCGCCCCGAGGGUCUGGCGGUGGACUGGGUCCACGGAAACAUCUACUGGACAGACGGCGAGCUGCGGACCGUCUCCGUGGCGACGGCAGACGGCAGCAAACGCAAGACGCUCGUCAGCGAGGGCCUGCAGAAUCCGCGCGCGAUCGUCGUCGACCCGCAGCGCAAUUUCAUGUUCUGGACGGACUGGGGCGAGCCGGCGCGGAUCGAGAAGAGCGGGCUGAACGGUGCCGACCGCACGCCUCUCGUCACGGAUGACAUCGCCUGGCCCAACGGCAUCACGCUCGAUGUGUUGAACGGCCGUCUGUACUGGGUCGACUCGAAGCUGCACACACUGUCCAGCAUCGGUGUGAACGGAGACGGGCGGCACACGCUGAUCUACGACGAGCAGAAGCUGUGGCACCCGCUGGCGCUCGCUGUGUUCGAGGAGAAAGUCUUCUGGACUGACAUGCACAGUAACAGCAUCUGGAGCGCCAACCGCGUGACGGGACGAGACAUCGCCGCUGUGGCCGAACAUCUGCAGAGUCCUGAAGACAUCGUGCUUUAUCACAGUCUGAAACAGCCUUCCGGAAGGGACUGGUGCAGAGACGCGGCUGCGCUCAACGGCGGCUGUGAGUUUCUGUGUCUGCCGGCGCCGCAGAUUAACACACGCUCGCCCAAAUACACCUGCGCCUGUCCUGAUCACAUGACCCUGCGCGCAGACAUGAGGACGUGUGUGUCAGGUGUAAACAGCACGGCGCCGAGCAGAACCGCACCCAGACGCUCCGGAUCAACACCUGACCAUCAGCAGCAGACACACGCCACACAGACGGGCUCUCGGAGCGGAAUUAAUGAAGAACACACGCCGGUUUCCAGCUCUUCCCAGCACCCCACAGUCCUGUACAUCAUCCUUCCAAUCGUCGCCAUGUGUCUGCUGGUGGUUGGUAGCGUGUUGCUAUGGAGACACUGGCGACACACUUGA
Messenger RNA from Sinocyclocheilus rhinocerous, 2523 nucleotides. RefSeq names its product low density lipoprotein receptor b (gene ldlrb). The record is from RefSeq and is a predicted model, not a curated record. Gene Ontology annotation, molecular function: calcium ion binding; protein binding; hormone binding. NCBI's taxonomy places the organism in Eukaryota, Metazoa, Chordata, Actinopteri, Cypriniformes, Cyprinidae. The transcript has 18 exons. The coding region runs from base 160 to 2523 and encodes 787 amino acids. Gene Ontology annotation, cellular component: apical plasma membrane; signaling receptor complex; plasma membrane. Gene Ontology annotation, biological process: receptor-mediated endocytosis.